This is a messenger RNA of Effrenium voratum, 780 nucleotides long. Lineage: Eukaryota; Dinophyceae; Suessiales; Symbiodiniaceae. The record is from the annotation of a GenBank genome assembly.
AUGCCAGUUCACAUCGAAGUGGGCGUGCUCUUGGGAAUGACUGGCAGUUAUGUUGCCUCCGUGUGCUUUGGGCUCGCUACUGGGCUGCCAAGAAACUCCUAUGCUUCUGAUUCAUCAAGCACCCCAUCAUCUUUUGCAAUGCCCUGGGCUGUGGAGCUCUUUUUCGGGUUGCUGCCGGUCGUGUUUGUCAUCCAUUCCCUCCGCAACAUUUUUCAAAAGCAGGCGCAGAUGUUGGAAGACUUGGAGCACUUUGAUGCGGAACAGGCAAGCUGCAGAUCCGAUUUUGACCGAGAUUUCAUUUUUACUGGGAUCGAGGCAUGGUUCGGCAGCACCGCGAACUUCAACCACUACGUGAGGACCACACUCCGCAAAUCCCUUCUGCGGAAACGGAACCCUUUUCCAGCUCGGUACUCUUCUUUGAUCGUGAUAGGGCCAGUCAGUCUGGGUCUGGAAGUUGUUCUGAGCAUGUGCAAGGAGGGCGCGCCCUUUAAAAGUAUAAUGGUUUUCGUUGGUUGCCAAGUGGUCUGCGCCAAUGUGAUUUGGCUGAUGUUGAGCAUUAGGCUGCUGACUUUGCUCUCUGAGCAUUUCUUCAGACACAGCAGCUCGCAGUGCAGGGACUACGCCAAAUCGCUGUUUGUUUGGUUGGUGUUUUACAUCUUCUUCUACAUUGGCGUCCUAGCUGGUGGAGAAACCCGAAAGGUCAGUGAGGUGGCAGCUCUCAUUUGGAUUCUCACAGCGCUAUCAAUAUUUGGGCUCGCAAUGUGGAGUGGCCUGCUGUGA